AUGACAUCACCGGACGCCCCCGAAUCCCAACCGGCAGCCAUCAACUAUGUCGCCGGCUUCCUCCUAGUCGGCCUGGCGUGGGGCUUCACCACCCCAUUCAUCCGCCGCGCCGCAAAGGACCACAACCCGCCCCCGCACCCGGUUCUCGACACCGACGCCGUCAAGAACAGCUGGGUCCGGAGUCGGGUGUACGGCGCCUUCUUCGGCGUCGUCGACCUGUUGCGGAACCCGCGGUAUGCCGUGCCGCUGCUGAUUAACUUGACCGGGAGCGUUUGGUUCUUCCUACUUAUUGGACAAGCUGAGAAUGCGGAAGAAAAGAGGUCUGUGUCAAUGACGGCAAAUGUGCUAGAAUUGAGUUUGACGGUCCCCAUCGUCAAUACCCUGGCGUUCCUCUUCACUGUCAUUGGAGACUGGUGGGUUGAGAAGAAGGUCAUUAGUCGAGAAACCUUGGUCGGCAUGGUGCUAUCUCUUUCAGGAAUAGCGUUAUGCGUGCAUAGCAAGACGAAGUACUGAAUUGAGCCUCAAUGGUUUGGGGGCGCUUUCGAGAAGAGAUACGGAGCAUGCAUGAGACCUGUGAAUCCUGAUGUCUCGUUCAAGGUGCAUAAUGCACGAUAUCAUAUUUGGCAUUUGAGCCCAUGUAGAAGGUGUGUAAAUAAAUAUAUAUACAGUAAAAGCGAACAACGUGCCUGCUCCAGGCAGCUUCAGUCAUCUAAACUUCUACCGUUCAAGAUCUACUACUCAUCUCUCCGCCCCUCGGAAACUUCCUCUCUAUAGUCAUUUGGUCUACCUGGACCUUCUUCCCGUUUAAGCGCGUCCAGCUCGCUCGUGAAACCUAGUAAUAAUGCAGGCCACCAGAGAAAAAGAACAAGAAAAAGAAAAAGACAUUAUCGAAACGCUCGCUUCGUAAGU
Molecule: messenger RNA, 909 nt
Organism: Colletotrichum godetiae
Lineage: Eukaryota; Fungi; Ascomycota; Sordariomycetes; Glomerellales; Glomerellaceae
Exons: 3
Coding region: 1-513 (170 amino acids)
Source: RefSeq, a predicted model, not a curated record